Messenger RNA from Acaulospora colombiana, 1228 nucleotides. The record is from the annotation of a GenBank genome assembly. NCBI's taxonomy places the organism in Eukaryota, Fungi, Glomeromycota, Glomeromycetes, Diversisporales, Acaulosporaceae.
AUAUUUAUUAUACGGAGUGGCAAGUUGGUUAAUAUGCAGCGUAUAAGGGCACCUAGAGAAGGACUUUUCUGGACCAGUGGCUUUUUUUUGGCAAAAAACAGAGUGCUGAUUUCUACUCAGAACGGGCACGCAUUUUUGUAUUCGGUACCGUGUGCGGAGCGUAAAUAUCCAUCGGAAAACAGUCAUUUGCUGGCCAAGCCUGGGCUCAUUCGACGUUCGUCCAUGCCAAAUCUACAGAAAUUCAAUGUUGAAAAGUCCCUGACACCUCCUUAUUCGAGAUCCGAAAAGCCAGAGUUAUUGGAAAUCGUGUGCUCCGAGGGUGAAGAUUCCGCCUGCAUUAGCGCUUUUGCGAAUUCCGGUAUGGAAGGAAGGUUGAGCUGUUGGUACUUGGUUGCCUUUCGUAAUCGCCCCCAAGGGACAUCGUUUGCGUGGAAAUCGCUUUCAACAACGGCAAAGGAACCAGGAACCGAUGAAAGUAGCCAAAGGAACGUUCUCGAAUCAAAAUGGCGUACAGAAAGGUGUUUAUCUGACAUAUGGCCACUGGACGUGCGCGAUGGUCCUGACAUCACGACUACCACAACAGUAGAUGAUGACAAAAUAGCGUUUGGUUAUGACAAUGGUGAAAUUCAUCUCGUGCCAAUCUCUCUGGUAUUCACGGAGGAAUCCCGAAUUUUUUCGCAAAGUUCAAUUAUGGUUUUAAAAGGUCACGUCGGAAAGGUCACAUGCAUGUUAACGCCAAAGAUCAGCUCUGGUCAUAAAUACCUGGUAUCUGGUGGAGAAGAUUGCUCAGUUCGGAUAUGGAGUUUGGAAAGUGGAAAACGUUUAGCCUCGUUCACUUAUCACUCUCAGCAGGUUACACAUCUGUUCGAAUCGCCCGUCGAAAAUUGCCCAAGAAUCCGAGGAUGUGUGGUCUCGGUCGCGCGAGAUAAUUCACUGGCAAUAAUAUCUUUGGAAGAGAUGAGCUGUAUCUAUGUUUUCGGUGGCUACCCUUAUCCAAUUCAAAAAAUUCAGUGGAGAAUAUCCGAACAGUUCUUGGUGCUGUGCUAUGGUGACGAAUCUGCACAUGUCUGGCAGAUGAAUAAUUCGGAACUCCAUCAGGUCUUUACUUCUGCAAGGGAGCUCAUCAAUGAUGAGAGCUGGAUAACGAGCACAAUACCACCAAAUCAUGUAGAUGACAGUAAGAAAAACAAUACUUUAACAUCAUCCCCUAUACGUUCAUCAAUCGAUG